Dentiscutata erythropus is the source of this 835-nucleotide messenger RNA. The record is from the annotation of a GenBank genome assembly. NCBI's taxonomy places the organism in Eukaryota, Fungi, Glomeromycota, Glomeromycetes, Diversisporales, Gigasporaceae.
GGUGCUACCAUGGUCAUUUUUCCAAAAUACAAUAUAAAAACUUUCUGUUAUUGUAUUCAAAAGUAUAAUAUCGAUUAUAUUUACGCAGCACCGCCUAUUAUACUUGAUCUUGUAAAUGACCCAGAUACUAAAAAGUAUGAUUUGUCGAGUGUGAAAAUGGUUGUAUCAUCUGCAGCCCCGUUAGGUUAUGAAUUAGCACAUAUGUUUUAUGAGCUCUUUAAAAUACGAGUCAAACAGGCAUAUGGACUAACUGAAGCAUUAGUAAUAUGUUACUCUGAUUCAAAUAAUAUAAUUGCUGGUUCCUGUGGGAUUCCCCUCCCAAAUAUGAAACUAAAAAUAUUAUCAAAUGAUGGUCAUGAAUUAGGUCCAAACGAGCAUGGAGAAUUAUGUGUUUAUGGUCCAACAAUAAUGAAGAGUUAUCUCAACAAAUCAGAAGCUGCAAAUGCUUCCUUUGACAAUGAUGGAUUUCUUCAUACGGGAGACAUUGCAUAUGCUGAUGACCGAGGUUCUAAUUGUGGAUUUCCUGUGGCCCCAGCUGAAUUAGAAUCGAUUUUAUGUACACAUGACAAGAUAUUUGAUGCCGCAGUCAUAGGUUGCUAUUCCGAGAAAGAUCAAACUGAACUUCCUAUAGCAUAUAUCGUACUUAAAUCUGAAGAUAAUGAAAACAAACAAUCUCUUAAAUACGACAUAAUACAAUAUGUAAACAGUAAAGUUUCUCCGCACAAAAAAAUAAGAGACUUGCUAUUUAUUAAUAAAAUUCCAAAAAGCGAAUCAGGAAAAAUUCUUAGGAGAAUGUUAAGAGAAUUUAUUUUGGCUGAAUAUGUCGAGGACCAAG